AUGGCUCUACCGCCCUCCGGGGGCGGCCACCAUCGACGGCGAAGUUCUGUGUUGACCAGUGGCAAUGCUGGACCGUCACUGCAAAUCCCCGUCGAGCAGAGAGAUGAUGGCUUUAGGCCUGUUGGUGAUGGCGUUGGGCAUAAACGGGAAGAACCAAAAUCGUCCCCUACCGACGAUGCAGAUGUCUCUGAUCUCUCCUCGAUCGCGGAGAGCGUGGAAAUGAAUUUUAUGAGCUCGGACGACGACUAUCCGGAUGAUGAAGAAACAGGUCUCACAGCAAGCCAGCGCCGUCAGAGACGUCGACGGCGAAAACAGCGGAGACAGUUGGAUGCCCGUAUCGCAGAUGUCAAAGCAUCUCGCAACGACCCGUGGAACAUCGGAAUGGCAGAUCGAACAGUCCUGCAAAGGCUCCUUGUCAAUGCAGGUUUGAUUCUGUUAUGGUACUUUUUCUCGCUGUCAAUAUCCAUCUACAAUAAAUGGAUGUUCUCGGAUGACGACGUCGUUUUCCCAUACCCUCUUUUCACUACUAGCUUGCAUAUGCUGGUCCAAUUCACACUGGCGUCCCUUAUCCUCUACUUCAUACCCUCCCUCCGCCCUAAACCUCCGACGUCAACGUCCGGCGGCUCCCCCACCGGGCACGACACAUCCGAAUCGAGACCAAUUCUUACCAAGUUCUUUUACUUCACGCGGCUGGUUCCAUGUGGUGCGGCAACUUCUCUGGAUAUUGGACUCGGCAACAUGUCCCUCAAAUUUAUCACCCUUACGUUCUUGACCAUGUGCAAAUCGUCCGCCCUUGCUUUCGUUCUCCUGUUCGCUUUCGUCUUUGGCCUCGAAACACCGUCCGUUAAACUCAUCGUGAUCAUCGCCCUAAUGACCCUGGGCGUUGUCAUGAUGGUGGCAGGGGAAGCUGCUUUUAACACCGUGGGCUUCAUUUUGGUUAUCGCCUCGGCUUUCUUUUCAGGGUUUCGAUGGGGAUUGACGCAGAUUCUCCUCCUACGUCAUCCAGCAACCGCGAAUCCAUUCUCAACCCUGUUCUUUCUCACACCAGUCAUGUUUAUUUCUCUGAUUACCAUUGCCUUGGCGAUCGAAGGUCCUACCGACAUUAUGGCUGGGCUUCGCGCUCUUUCUGAGGCCCAUGGGUCCACGUUUAGCAUCAUACUCCUGAUCUUCCCGGGAGUGCUCGCAUUCUGUAUGAUAUCGUCCGAAUUUGCCCUUCUCAAGCGUUCAUCUGUCGUCACCCUGAGUAUCUGCGGUAUAUUCAAAGAGGUGGUCACGAUUAGCGCGGCAGGCGUUGUCUUCCAUGACCAACUAACUGCGGUCAAUAUCACGGGGUUGGUUGUUACAAUUGGCAGCAUUGCCUCUUACAAUUAUAUGAAGAUUUCGAAGAUGCGCGCCGAAGCCCAAAGGAAUGUUUGGGAAUCGAGCCCGAACUUGGAUUCGGAAGGAGAUAUGUCCGGCCCGGGUGAGAAUGGCGAAUAUCAUCGCGUUGCCAAUCCAGAGACCUCAAUCCUUCACUCGAAUCUUGACGACAACGACGACGACGACGAUGAUGAUGAUGACGAUGACAAUAUGACGCCUCAAGACUCGGCCCCCGGACGCUCCUUCCAUGCCCUAACCAGCGGAGUCAGCAACAACGCCCAUAACCUCACCAUCAGCACCUCAAACCUAAGUGAUCAUGAACACGGCUUGCCCUAUUCACCCCGGGUAUCUGGUCCCUCUCCAUUAAAAUCUGCGCCCCCAAUGAUUGUCUCCAUGGAGACUGAACUCCAGAAAGCCGCAGCACGAGGAUCCAGCCCGGGAAGCAACCAGCACUCAUCCCCUGAAAGGGAGAGUCCAUCCGAAAGCCGCUGA
Aspergillus ochraceoroseus IBT 24754 is the source of this 1851-nucleotide messenger RNA. Its product is annotated as putative nucleotide-sugar transporter. Gene Ontology annotation, biological process: UDP-glucose transmembrane transport. The record is from RefSeq and is a predicted model, not a curated record. The transcript has 2 exons. The coding region runs from base 1 to 1851 and encodes 616 amino acids. Gene Ontology annotation, molecular function: antiporter activity. NCBI's taxonomy places the organism in Eukaryota, Fungi, Ascomycota, Eurotiomycetes, Eurotiales, Aspergillaceae. Gene Ontology annotation, cellular component: endoplasmic reticulum-Golgi intermediate compartment; Golgi apparatus; cis-Golgi network.